Molecule: messenger RNA, 3193 nt
Organism: Bufo gargarizans (Asiatic toad)
Lineage: Eukaryota; Metazoa; Chordata; Amphibia; Anura; Bufonidae
Gene: DDAH2
Product: dimethylarginine dimethylaminohydrolase 2
Exons: 7
Coding region: 631-1449 (272 amino acids)
Biological process (GO): positive regulation of nitric oxide biosynthetic process; arginine metabolic process
Molecular function (GO): amino acid binding; dimethylargininase activity
Source: RefSeq, a predicted model, not a curated record
AUUUCUCUUCCUAAGAAUUUGAGGUUUCUUCAUAGAAAUUGGGCACAAUAAAAAUGAAGCCCCUUUCAGGAGCUUAUUGACAUUAGCACACCAGUAGUGCCUGGUGCCCCAUGCUGUUGUGCACUUUCCACGUCUUUGCUAGCAUUGCUACACCUCUGGAGAUCACAUCCCUGUGCUGGCUCUCACAAAAAAAUUGGAGUGAGUGAGACCGACCUUGAAGGGACCCCCACUUUCUAAGGACCCCAUAUCAGCUGCAUACUGUGCCUCUAUGUAUGUACGCACUUGGUGUUAAGGUUUCCCCAGAGCCUGAAUAGGUUGCAGUUAAGACUCCAUCUACAUGGACAAUGGAUCUUGUAACCUCAGGGUACGUCCACACGUACCGGAAAUUGUAGUGGAAAAGCCAGCAGCGUUUUUGGACAGAAACAACAGAAACUGCUACAAAAACCGAUGUGAAGUCAGGAAGGAAACCAGAGGAGAGGAACUCAUCCAGGCAGGAGACAAGAGAAUUAGGAAUAAUUGAGGGGAGAAGACUGGUACAGUAGAAGACGGGCGGUGGCUUCCAGAUCUCAGUAACGUUUGAAGGUUUUGUAAGGUUCCUUGACUUUGGUUCCCCUACCUGGGGCAUAAGAAAUGACUGGUAGAUACACUCAUGUUGUGGUCAGAGGGGUGCCCUCCUCUCUGGCACAGGAGGCCGAUGGGAAGGUGGACCUUGCAAGGGCUCAGAGAGAAAGUGGAGUCCUCUGUGGCAUCUUACGACAGAAACUAGGACUUCAAGUGAUGGAGCUUCCACCAAAUGAAGAUCUACCCCAAGGGCAACUUAUUGGUGACAUGGCAGUGGUAAUAGCAGACACAGCUUUAAUCACCCGCCCGUCAAACCCUGCAAGGAGAAAAGAGACAGAAGGUUUACAGAAGUUGUUUGAAGAGUUGAAGUUUCGAGUUUGUGAACUUACAGAUGAAAGUGCCACCUUGGAUGCCAGUGACAUCCUCUUCACAGGUACAGAAAUCUUUGUGGGUUUGUCAAAGUGGACCAAUCUCCGAGGUGCUGAGAUGGUGGCGAAAACUUACCAGGAUUAUGCAGUCUCCACUGUACCGGUCGCAGGAGAUUUCCACCUAAAGAGUUUCUGCAGCAUGGGCGGCCCGGACACCCUGGUUAUCGGCAGCAGCGACACUGCUAAAAAAGCACUCAAGACGAUGGAGCAGCUGACGGACCACCAUUACGAGACGCUGACCGUGCCCGACGACCCCGCCGCCAACUGCAUCUACGCUCGCGUGGGUCCAAAGUCCAGCAUCCUGGUUCAUCGCAGUGCAGAGGAAUAUCCAAACAGUGUCCAGGUCUUUCAGAAGCUGACAGAUAUUACGCUGGUCCCUGCGUCUUGCACCGAGGUCUCGAAGAUCGGAGGCUGUCUGACCGCCUGCUCUAUACUGAUAAAUCGCAAGCUAGAGAUCUGAGUUGUCGACCACCUUGAGGCUAGUUGUCAGACCACCCAACCUGACCCGGAGUUGUUGGUAUACAGGCAGCAGCCGUCCCUCUCGUAUCUCGCCGUACAGCAGACAUGUCAGUCUAUGGGUUUAAUGGUAUCAUACAUAUUUUACAGUACUGCACACAGCCUGUAGCACAGUGCGUAUAGACAUAUCUAGGGUCAGGCUGCCUGUAGAUUUCAGUAGUUAUCUGGAAUUAGACUUUAUUUCUUUUUCUUUUUUCUAUAGGUGAGAGGAUCUAGCCCGACCUGGUUAAGAUAAUGGAGUUUAGUUAUCGUAGGCUGUCGACUGCAAUUAUUAGUGGCUUAUAAAGUUUAUUACUAAUCCAUAACUGAAUGACGGAGGCCUUUACACGUCAGCAGGGGCAAGCCUAUUUGAAUGAUUGUUGCUGUAAUGUCUCAUGUGGCCACUAGAUGGUGCUGACAUGCACCUAGAAAAUGCUGUUUACUUUAUGGUUACAACUGUUGGUAUAAAAAAAAAUCUGAUUACUAAUGCAGGCUUUGGCAGUGAAUGGCAUGGUAAAACUGUUGCCCCCCCCCCCAGUGCCAAUACAUCUUUUAACUCAUUGGAGAGCAGAUGGCUUUGUCGGCACUCUUCUAGAUCUUGGCCAUAUUAAUCAGAUUUUUUUUUUCAAAAAAUCUGCAGGGAAAAAUCUGAUUAGUAAUGCAAACUGGAAUGGUCUUCUCCCCUUCUACAUGCCUUGGUGCCAGUCAAGUUAUGAGCUCAGCUGAUCUAGUUUGACAGUUCUGUUAAUACACUGCCUGACAACCCUAACCGUCUCAAUGUGAUUGUCAGGUAGCUGCUCCAUAGCGGCCUGGUUUGGAUGGCUUUGUUCUCAGCUUGUGAAUGGAAUGGCGCUGAACCGAGGGCAGCGAGCGGUGCAGAGGCAUAGCAGAACCCAACUGUUACUUUUCCUUACCGCUGCUUUAUUAAUCAGAUUUUUGCAAUAUAGAAGUAGGUGGAAUUUGUAGAUGUGAUUACAUUCUGGGUUAUCCAUUUGAACUUUUUUGUAAUAUCCAGUACAGAAUGAAAGGGCAUCUAUGGAAAUAUUACCAAAGGGGGGAAAAAUAUCAGACUGUUCCAACCAAUCAGAUGUUUGCAUCCAUGUUGGGCCUAGAACUUUUUGUAAGUGUAAUGCUAUUGUCUGCAUUGCCCGGGCUGAUAAGGUCAUAGCAAUAGAUCAGGUUCAAUCACUGCUUCUCUCCAGCUGCUGUAAACUACAACGUCAGCCUUCAGGGCAUGCUGGGGUUUGUAGUUCUGCACCAGCUGGAUAAUGACUGGUUAGAGAACACUUCUCUACAGCGAUGCACACCAAGAAGCAAUCGACCUGUUGACUGCCAAAGGGCGACAUGGCUCAUUCUACCUUGUACUGCCUUACGACUUGUCACAGUUGUCACCUCUUCUGUGGUCAUUCUGAAUGUAGCAGUCAUGAUUGUUGACGGCACAUCCUGGCAGUCAUAUCUUAGCCGGGCGGUAAUCUGUUGUUGCCUUCUGGUGCUAUUUUUGGUUGAAUGGGUGUUUGGAGGGGAUGGACCUCCCCUGGGUUCAGAGGGUGGAUCUUCGUUUAUCUCGUUCCAUGCAGUUUGUCCCCUCUAUUCUCUAGAGCAUCAGUAGGGUACAGUAGACCACCCCUGUUCUGUCUCCUCUACCAUAUGCUGGAAACUGGGUUUGUUUUUUAACCAUUUGACUUUAUAAAUAAAAGGCUUCAAGACAA